AUGUCUAACGCUGAGCUCGCAACGUCGUACGCGGCACUCAUCCUCGCCGAUGAUGGCGUAGAGAUUACGGCCGACAAGCUGCAAACCCUCAUCAAGGCUGCCAACGUUCCCGAAGUCGAGCCCAUCUGGGCCUCGCUAUUCGCCAAGGCACUCGAGGGCAAGGACGUGAAGGACCUUCUCUCCAACGUCGGAUCCGGCGGUGGCGCUGCCGCUCCCGCAGCCGGCGCUGCUGCCUCUGGUGGCGCGGCCGCCGCUGAGGAGACAAAGGCGGAGGAGAAGGUUGAGGAGAAGGAGGAGUCAGACGAGGACAUGGGUUUCGGUCUCUUCGACUAG
Phialemonium atrogriseum is the source of this 333-nucleotide messenger RNA. RefSeq names its product ribosomal protein 60S. Gene Ontology annotation, cellular component: cytosolic large ribosomal subunit; ribosome. Gene Ontology annotation, molecular function: protein kinase activator activity; structural constituent of ribosome; ribonucleoprotein complex binding. NCBI's taxonomy places the organism in Eukaryota, Fungi, Ascomycota, Sordariomycetes, Cephalothecales, Cephalothecaceae. The record is from RefSeq and is a predicted model, not a curated record. Gene Ontology annotation, biological process: translational elongation; cytoplasmic translation. Bases 1 to 333 code for a protein of 110 amino acids. The transcript is spliced from 4 exons.